UUGCUUUUCGAGCGUUCCCGGUUCUCUAGACCAGAUCCCCGUCCCUUCCCCUUCUACUCUUUGGCUCCAUGAAAACGGCCAUCCUUCUACUACGUCAGGAACGAAACCAACUUUCCACACGGAGAACAAGACCGUGGGCCUCCCCGCACACUUCGGCGCCGGCGGCUGCGCGCGCAGCUGCUCCGCUGCCCCGCCCCUUCCGCCGCUCGAGCGCAAGCACGGCAGCCUCGGCGCGCCCGGGUUGGCUGCCCCGGCGGCUUCCACGGCAGUAAUGGCUUCUCUGAUGUGAUAGUUUCCCCCGCCCCCUCGCGUAGGACGCGGCGGUGGGGCGGCGGUGGAAAGCUCAACUUUAUUGUUCCCCCGGCCCACCUCCCGGCGCGUCCUCAGGAUGCUCGGGAGCUGAGCGCCGGGGGCGGCGGAGGGUCGCGGUUCGUCCCGGCCCUCGCCUCAGAGCACAGGGCCAAGGGAGGGAGGGAGUCACGAUGUCAGGUAGCCGCCAGGCCGGUUCGGGUUCCGCUGGGACGAGCCCUGGCUCCUCAGCCGCCUCCUCGGUGACUUCCGCCUCCUCGUCCUUAUCCUCGUCUCCGUCGCCGCCUUCCGUGGCGGCCUCGGCGGCGACGCUGGUGUCCGGCGGGGUAGCUCCAGCCGCGGGCUCCGGCGGCCUCGGCGGCCCGGGGCGGCCUGUGCUAGUGGCGGCCGCGGUGUCUGGCAGCGCGAGCGCCGGCGGGGCAGUGUCCGCGGGCCUGUCCCGGCUCAGCUGCGCUGCCAGGCCCAGCGCCGGCGUUGGAGGGAGCAGCUCCAGCCUCGGCAGCAGCAGUAGGAAGCGACCUCUGAUCGCCCCGCUUUGCAACGGGCUCCUCAACUCCUACGAGGACAAAAGCAACGACUUCGUCUGCCCCAUCUGCUUUGAUAUGAUUGAGGAGGCAUACAUGACAAAAUGUGGCCACAGCUUUUGCUACAAGUGUAUUCAUCAGAGUUUGGAGGACAAUAAUAGAUGUCCCAAGUGUAAUUAUGUUGUGGACAAUAUUGACCAUCUCUAUCCUAAUUUCUUGGUGAAUGAACUCAUUCUCAAACAGAAGCAAAGAUUUGAGGAAAAGAGGUUCAAAUUGGACCACUCAGUGAGUAGCACCAAUGGGCAUAGGUGGCAAAUAUUUCAAGAUCUGCUAGGAACUGAUCAAGAUAAUCUUGAUUUGGCUAAUGUCAACCUCAUGUUGGAAUUACUAGUGCAGAAGAAAAAACAACUGGAAGCAGAAUCACAUGCAGCUCAGCUACAGAUCCUUAUGGAAUUCCUCAAGGUUGCCAGGAGAAAUAAGAGAGAGCAAUUGGAACAGAUCCAGAAGGAACUAAGUGUUUUGGAAGAGGAUAUUAAAAGAGUGGAAGAGAUGAGUGGCUUGUACUCUCCCGUCAGUGAAGAUAGCACAGUGCCUCAAUUUGAAGCUCCUUCUCCGUCGCACAGUAGCAUUAUUGACUCUACAGAAUACAGCCAACCUCCAGGUUUCAGUGGGACGUCUCAGACAAAGAAACAGCCUUGGUAUAACAGCACAUUAGCAUCAAGACGAAAGCGACUCACUGCUCAUUUUGAAGACUUAGAGCAGUGUUAUUUUUCUACAAGGAUGUCUCGUAUCUCAGAUGACAGUAGAACUGCAAGCCAGUUAGAUGAAUUUCAAGAAUGCUUGUCCAAAUUUACUCGAUAUAACUCCGUAAGACCGUUGGCCACAUUGUCUUACGCUAGUGAUCUGUAUAAUGGUUCCAGCAUAGUUUCUAGUAUUGAAUUUGACCGGGAUUGUGACUACUUUGCAAUUGCUGGAGUUACAAAGAAGAUUAAAGUCUAUGAAUAUGGCACAGUCAUCCAGGAUGCAGUGGAUAUUCAUUACCCUGAGAAUGAAAUGACCUGCAAUUCCAAAAUCAGCUGUAUCAGUUGGAGUAGUUACCAUAAGAACCUGCUAGCCAGCAGUGAUUAUGAAGGCACCGUUAUACUAUGGGAUGGAUUCACAGGACAGAGGUCAAAGGUCUAUCAGGAGCAUGAAAAGAGGUGUUGGAGUGUCGACUUUAAUUUGAUGGAUCCCAAACUUCUGGCUUCAGGUUCUGAUGAUGCAAAAGUGAAGCUUUGGUCCACCAAUUUAGACAAUUCUGUGGCAAGCAUCGAGGCAAAAGCUAAUGUGUGCUGUGUGAAGUUCAGCCCCUCCUCCAGGUACCAUCUGGCUUUUGGCUGUGCAGAUCACUGUGUCCACUACUACGAUCUUCGUAACACUAAACAGCCAAUAAUGGUGUUCAAGGGGCACCGAAAAGCAGUGUCUUAUGCCAAGUUUGUGAGUGGUGAAGAAAUUGUCUCUGCCUCAACAGACAGCCAACUAAAACUGUGGAAUGUGGGGAAACCAUACUGUCUACGUUCCUUCAAGGGUCAUAUUAAUGAAAAAAACUUUGUAGGCCUUGCUUCCAAUGGAGAUUAUAUAGCUUGUGGAAGUGAGAACAACUCCCUCUACCUGUACUAUAAAGGACUUUCUAAGACUUUGCUAACUUUUAAGUUUGAUACAGUUAAGAGUGUAUUAGAUAAAGACCGGAAAGAAGAUGACACCAAUGAAUUUGUCAGUGCUGUGUGUUGGCGGGCGCUAUCAGAUGGGGAGUCCAAUGUGCUGAUUGCUGCUAACAGCCAGGGUACAAUUAAGGUGCUAGAAUUGGUUUAAAGAGUUUCCUGAAGUCAAAUUGUGUUUGAUCCUCCCAAAAGCCGUCUGCAGCUGAUGAUGAGAAGAGAAAGAAAUGGCAUGUGAUGUCUCUCCCAACGUCGUUUGGAUGUGUUCUGAGUACCUUUUCCCUCCUUUUUGCCUUUGGGACAUUGGGAAUAUCCAGAGAAUUCUCCGCCAUCAGUGUAACUAUGAACUUUGCUGUUGGCAGUGUGGCUAUCUAAUUUUUGUGAUAGGGAAACAAAUUCUUUUAAAUAAAAAUAAAUAACAAAAAAAAAGUUUAUCAAGCCACAGCUGAGCUGGAAACACCUUUGUCAGGUGGAGUGAGAGUCUUUCGAAGAAGUAGCACUUGUGGGCUGUACAGAAUGUUCUGGCUGGGGCUGGAAAGAGGCUCGGUGAAUAAGAGCACUGGCUGCUCCUACAGAGGAUCUGGGCUCAGUCCCCAGAGUCCCCAGCACCUACGUAGCAGCUCACUGCCACUUAUGAUUCCAGUAGAUCUGACCUCCUCUUCUGGCCUCCUUGAGCACCAGGUAUGCAUGUGGUGCACAUACAAACAUCCGGACAAAACGCUCACACAUAAAAAUGAAAAUAAAUCUUAUUUUAAAACAAAGAAAAAUGUACUGGUGAGUAAUUUUAAUGUUGUGUUUCCCAACCCUUUUGGAAUUACACAUAUCAACAUGAACAAAAGAUAAAAUGUGUGGAUUCCUUCCAAUGAACUUAAAGAUUACAAUGAAAAAUUAGAAUAAAGAAUUCCUUUCUGUAUGA
Rattus rattus (black rat) is the source of this 3446-nucleotide messenger RNA. RefSeq names its product COP1 E3 ubiquitin ligase (gene Cop1). Gene Ontology annotation, molecular function: ubiquitin protein ligase activity; protein binding. The transcript is spliced from 20 exons. Bases 483 to 2684 code for a protein of 733 amino acids. Gene Ontology annotation, biological process: proteasome-mediated ubiquitin-dependent protein catabolic process. Lineage: Eukaryota; Metazoa; Chordata; Mammalia; Rodentia; Muridae. The record is from RefSeq and is a predicted model, not a curated record.